UACAAUAAUAAUGCCAUGGCCUCUGUAAUGGCUGGGUUUACCGAUGUCUCUUGGAUUAAUAAAUCAGUACCAAGGGAUCAUUUGACAAACGAAGCUGACAAAAAUUCCAUGGUUCCUAUUGUAGAUGCAAUACUUCGAUGCGGACAAUCAUUUGACAAGUCAUCGAAAUCGAUACACUAUAAAAAAUUACGUGUGUAUAUACGACAAGGAUUGUCGCCUGUUCUUCGACCCAAUACAUGGAGAACACUGAGUGGUUCCCGGAAAGUUUCUGAAACCACGCCAACUCUCUUUCAGGAUAUAAAAGACGAUUUAGAGUACGCCUUGUUCACAGGAACGGACCACUUUUUUAAUGCAAGUUUUAUAGAAAAACAUUACCUAACAGACGAAGGCUGGAAGAAAUGUGAAGACGUUCUUGCCGUCCUUUCACAACUUCAUUGCGAUAUAACGUUCUGUCCGAUCCUUCAACAACUCGUCUGUAUUUUUAUGCAUUUUAUGGACAAGGAAGACUGUUUUGCUUGUAUGGAAUCGUUACUUGGCUCAAGAAAAUACAAGUUAGAUAAAUCCGCAACCGAUUACUGUAUAACUGCGAAGACCUUUCAAGAUACCCUUAAGAAGUGGAAGAAGCCAGUGUAUACGUGGUUGAAAUCACUCUUCAAGAAAAAAGAGAACGUAAACUGGAAAAAUAGGAUAUACUGCGUAGAUUGGCUUCAGUGGAUAUUCAAAUAUCUUGAUUUUUGGACCCUGGUUCAUCUCAUCGACAACUUUCUCUUGGAUGGAGACAAAGUUUUUUAUCGUAUUGGGCUUGUGCUUUUCGAGCAGGUCUACGAUGUCCACAAGAAUGAAGAAAAUACCAACAUUGAUGAACUUGAGAAAAUAUUUGGCGAGGUGACAUCCAUGAGCUCCGCACAAUCAUCGCAACUUAUCAGUCAAUCUCUAAAAAUCCUGGGUGUCUCAAGACAAAUUAUUUUCCAACUAAGACAAACGAAUAUUUCCCUCGAACAUUCAGGAGUUUUAUCACUUCCUAAUAUUGAACGUGAAACUGUCUUUCGUGGUAAAGUUGUAGGCUCAGAUCUGUUAACCCAAUCUCAGGUUCAAGAACUUUUUGCAGCGUUGCCAAGGCGUUUGCGUCAACUCUGCAAACUGACUUGUAUUUUUUCCACCGAAGUUCAUGGAACAAGUUUAACAUCCUUUUAUCAAAAAUGUCAAGAAGAACACUAUACAGUUUUAAUGGUAAAAACUACAACUGAGGAGAUUCUUGGUGCAUUUCUCUCGGCGCCAUGGAUUGAACGCUUUGAGCACCAAAAUGGUUUCUUUGGAAAUGGGGAGACAUUUCUGUUCCACUUUCUCCCAGAGUUUAAAAGAUUCACGUGGCGUGCGCUCACAACUAAGGACCUCAGCUCACCAGCAUUUUUUAUGCUCGCGGACCCACAAAGAAUUGUUGUGGGAGGGGGAAGUGGUUGGGGUCUGAGCAUCGAAGAAGACCUGACUCAUGGCAGAAGUGAAAGAUGUGAUACAUUUGACAAUGAGCCGCUCUCGUGCGGUGAUGCAGGCGAAUUCGAGUGUUUAAGGGUUGAGGUUUGGGGCUUGGAAGAAAUGGGACAUUUGGCAACAUUUAUGGAUAGUACGGACGAGUACAUUGAAAAUAAAAUAUCACUAUUUACGGAUAACAACAGAUGACCCCCACAAAUCAGAGUCCGCUGUCAUGGACGUCGGAAGCACGUGCACCUUUCCAGGAGAACGGGGAUUCUUUGUUGAAUUAAAUUUAAAUAUAUUUUGAGAAUGUAAGAUUUAUUUGAUAGAUUUUGCAUAUACGUCAAAGGGACACAUGUGAUGUGAACAAUUCAUCCGAAAGCAAUACAACAAUCACCUUUUUUAAUAUA
This is a messenger RNA of Dendronephthya gigantea, 1880 nucleotides long. RefSeq names its product GTPase-activating protein skywalker-like. Lineage: Eukaryota; Metazoa; Cnidaria; Anthozoa; Malacalcyonacea; Nephtheidae. The transcript is spliced from 10 exons. Bases 16 to 1677 code for a protein of 553 amino acids. The record is from RefSeq and is a predicted model, not a curated record.